AUGAGGGAUUUGCUGCGCUUCAAAAAUCCAAGGAGUUAUAAUAUGACAUUUGGUGGUAAAACAGUUGUUUUCGGUGGCGAUUUCAGGCGGAUUUUACCAGUAAUUCCGAAGGGUACCAGACAGGAUAUUGUCCGGGCAAGCAUUAGCUCCUCAUAUCUCUGGAAAUUCUACAAAGUAUUUAGGCUAACUAAGAAUCUACUCCUCAGAAGUGUACAAUCACAAAUCGAGGGUAAAGAGAUCGAGGAGUUUGCAAAAUGGAUAGCUAAUAUAGGUGACGGAACUGUUGGUAGUCAAUGUGAUGGUGAGUCAGAUAUUACAGUUUCAGAACAUUUAUUGCUGAAGUGCGAUGAUGACCCUAUUGCUACAAUUGUUGAUAGCACCUUCCCUAAUUUUAGACUAGGGAUUGACGAUCUGUCAUAUCUUAAUGAUAGUGCAAUUUUGGCUCCAACAUUGUAUGUGGUAGAUAGCAUUAACCAGUACAUGAAUGAUCAUAAUCCGGCUGAGGGUAAGACUUACUUUAGUUGUUAUUCUGUUUGUAAGUCAGAUUCAAAUAUUGACAUGUUAGCAGAUUUGCACACUCCCGAAUUCUUGAAUGGCCUGAGAUGUUCUGGAGUACCAAAUCAUGUUUUGACAUUGAAAGUUGGGUCACCUGUUAUGCUCUUGAGAAAUAUUGAUCACACACUAGGAUUAUGCAACGGUACAAGGUUGAUUGUUACUAGGUUAGCUGAUCACGUGUUGGAAGGCAAGAUCAUGUGCGGUACAAAUGUAGGAACAAGAGUAUUAAUUCCUAGAAUGUCACUUACACCGUCUGAUCCAAGAUUAUCUUUCAAAUUUCAACGGAAGCAAUUCCCGUUGAUGCUAUCAUAUGCCAUAACAAUCAACAAAAGUCAAGGACAAACACUUUAUAAAGUGGGAUUGCUGUUGAAAAAACCUGUCUUUAACCAUGGACAAUUGUACGUAGCUGUUUCAAGAGUUAGUAGCCCAAGGGGUUUGAAAAUUUUGAUUUGUGGGAAAAAUGUAUCAUGUCUUAGUACGACUAAAAAUGUUGUAUACACCGAAGUCUUCAACAAUGUCUAA
This is a messenger RNA of Ipomoea nil (Japanese morning glory), 1077 nucleotides long. RefSeq names its product ATP-dependent DNA helicase pif1-like. The transcript has a single exon. Bases 1 to 1077 code for a protein of 358 amino acids. Gene Ontology annotation, molecular function: DNA helicase activity. The record is from RefSeq and is a predicted model, not a curated record. Gene Ontology annotation, biological process: DNA repair; telomere maintenance. NCBI's taxonomy places the organism in Eukaryota, Viridiplantae, Streptophyta, Magnoliopsida, Solanales, Convolvulaceae.